Messenger RNA from Aureobasidium melanogenum CBS 110374, 1620 nucleotides. Its product is annotated as amino acid transporter. Gene Ontology annotation, biological process: transmembrane transport. Lineage: Eukaryota; Fungi; Ascomycota; Dothideomycetes; Dothideales; Saccotheciaceae. Gene Ontology annotation, cellular component: membrane. The record is from RefSeq and is a predicted model, not a curated record. The transcript is spliced from 2 exons. Bases 1 to 1620 code for a protein of 539 amino acids. Gene Ontology annotation, molecular function: transmembrane transporter activity.
AUGGACUCGAAGCCCAUUGACGUCGGAAGACAAAGCUACGAGGAUGCCCGGGACAUGGUGGCAUUGGGCCAUACAGAAGAACUCACAAGGAAGUUCUCGUCAUGGAGCAUGCUCGCCCUCGCUUUCUCAAUCUUAGGAACCUAUGGCACAUUCGCCCAAGACCUAGCAUCUGGAUUGAACAAUGGCGGUCCCAUCACAAUCUUGUGGGGUCUUGUGCUUGUCUUUGUGUGUAACCUCUGUGUUGCACUCAGCUUGGGUGAGCUAUGCAGCGCUAUGCCUACUGCUCUGGGACAGGCUUACUGGAUGCACUCGCUAUGGCACACACCGACCGGAAGAUUCGCAUCAUACAUGUGUGCCUGGAUUAACACCUUUGGCUGGUGGACGCUCAAUGCUUCGCUUGUGGCCUUUGCAACCAACUUUCUACUCGGCAUCAAGCUCAUGUACGAUCCGGAGUGGGCAGGUGCUGGAACAGGCUGGGUUGAGUUCCUGGUGUAUUUGGGCAUCACGAUCGUCUUCACAGUCUUCAACCUGGUAGCCUGUAGGAAUGACAGGAUUCUUCCUUGGUUCAACAACAUCGUCGGCAUCCAGUUCGCUGCCCUCUUCUUCAUCCUCAGUCUUGCUUUGCUCAUCUCGGUUGGCACCAAACAAGGGCUCAAGUUUCAGCCGGCAUCUUUCGCUUUUGGUGCUUGGAUCAAUGAGACUGGAUGGCCAUCAGGGUUGGUCUGGUUCACUGGUCUUGUUCAAUCGGCCUAUGGAUUAACAGCUUUUGACUCGAAGAACUCCCCAACCCUCGUGUCAACGCUCCCCAACCCUCGUGUCAACGCUCCCCGCGCUAUCUGGCUGUCCGUCGUCCUAGGCGCCAUCACUGGGUUCCUGUUUAUGCUCGUAUGUCUCUUUUGUAUCCAAGACCUCGACAAAGUUCUCAACACGCCGACCGGCCUGCCAUUUAUGCAACUCGUUCAAGACUGCGUUGGUCUCGAAGGUGCUGUCGUGUUGAUCGUGCUCUUCACAAUGAACAGCUUGGGUCAGGGCGUUUCCAUCACCACAACCGGCAGUCGAUUGACCUGGGGCUUUGCUCGUGACAACGGCUUGCCCUUCUCGAAGUACAUCAAAAGAGUCAACAAGAAGUGGAAGGUCCCACCGCAAGCCUUGCUGCUUCAAGGAGUCCUUAUCGGUUUGGUGGGCGUGCUGUAUCUGUUUGCAAACACAGUGCUUGAGGCCAUUCUAAGCGUGGCCACCAUUGCUCUGACAAUCUCAUACGCCAUGCCUAUCUUGACUCUCUUGCUUGUGGGGCGCAACAAAUUGCCUGCUGGCGGGCAAUUUGCACUCGGCAGAUAUGGACCUGUGAUCAAUUGGAUCAGCGUGAUCUAUUGUGUCAUCACAACAGUCAUUUUCUUCUUCCCAAGCGGGCCCAACCCCUCAGGAGCAGACAUGAACUACGCGAUUGCAGUAUUUGGCGUCAUGCUCGUCGUCUCCAUUGCUUUCUGGAUCAUCAAGGGUCGCAAGACCUACCUGAAGGUAGAUCCGUCUGAGGGAGUCGUACUGGAAGCGCUGCAUCUCGAGGACAGCUAUGUAGAAGUCCCAGAAUCAUCACGAGCUGAUGCAAAAGGGCUGGAGUAA